ACACAGCUUGGUAACAAACGUUAGGAAAGGCAAGAUACUGCAUGGGCGACAUAUGAACGACCUCCCUAGGCGCAAGCGACAGCUUCUCGACGCGCAGUCUCCAAUCGGCAAUCUAGAUCUACUGUAGAUACACUAGCCUAGAUCGCCGGCCUAGGUAGAAUCCAAGAUCUAAAGAGCCAAAUUUCAAGCACGACAAGAUGGCGUCCACGUCGUUACACAUGAUGACAAAACUGUCACCUUACAUUUACACCUAUGAGCCGAGCGAGACACGCGCGCCGUCAACGUCAGGCCCCAAGCUCGUUCUGUUCGCCGCCUGGAUGGACGCACAAGACGUCCACAUAUCCAAGUACCUCGCACGCUAUCAGACGAUGUAUCCCGGCGCCACGAUUCUCCUCAUCAAGUUCGUCAUGCGAGAAGCCAUGCUCUCCUCCGUCGCGACCAGCGCCGUGCAGCCGGCAGUAUGGCACAUACGGUCCAUGAUAAGCGCCGGCGCUCUCUCCGCCGCUCCCGAGCGCCCCGAGAUCUUGGCCCACGUCUUCUCCAACGGCGGCGCCACCACGAUGCAGGAAGUCUGCACCAGCUACGCCCAGCUCUUCGGGCAGCCAUUUCCCUUACACUGCACCGUAUUCGACUCCUGUCCGGGCUUGCACGCCUUUUCCAAAUCGUACAACGCCCUCAUCGCGAGUUUCCCGAACAGUCUGACUCGCGUCUUCCUUGCCCCUUUCAUCAUGCUCAUGAUUUUCCUGGCUUGGCUGUGGCAUAUUCCUCUCCGCUUCAUCUCUGGCGAAGAUUUCCUCACAAAGAACGCGAGAGUCUUGAAUGAUCCCAAGCUAGUGAACCAGACAAACAGGACUUAUAUCUACGGGCCGGCAGAUACCAUGGUAGAUUGGCGCCAUAUCGAAAGGCAUGCCGACGAAGCUGCAUCGAAAGGCUUUGUCGUGCGGAAAGAAAUCUUUGAGGAUAGUCCGCAUGUCACUCAUAUGAGAACGGACACUCAACGGUAUUGGUCUAUUGUUAAUGAGACUUGGAAGGAAGCUAUCUCUGCAUGAUAAGGUGUUGUUUAUAUAGAGUAAUAAAUUUAGAUGUGUCUUAGAAAUUGUCUGCGAAGCAUAGAUACAUCCUAAGAAUUCAUAUAUCUCGGCCCAGGAGACUCGUACGACCCCUGACACAUAAGCACAAAAGAUCAUUUCGCAAAUUAUCCCACAUGCUAAUAGUACAUCCCACCCUGAGGAAGAAUGGAAGAAGAGAAGAAGAGAAGCUCUAAAGCAUAACAAAUCAUUCUAUCGAGAAAAGCGAGAAUCCCAGAUUCAUACACCAGCCUCUAGUAUAGAUCUAGUAGCGUUGAAGAAAGGAAUCUAAAUGAGAUAUAGACCGACCAGUAGAGAUGGCUACCCUGAAAACUCCAAGGCAGCAAAGCAAUCGGAUCCCCCGCCCGCACAAGCACUACAGCGGUGCAUAUUGCCGGGUUUAUAACGAAGAUAGAACCGCCGUGUAGCCAUCGAGGGAUUAAAUGAUAAAAAAGCAUAACCAAAUUAAAGCAAAGGUAUAAU
Messenger RNA from Xylaria bambusicola, 1550 nucleotides. RefSeq lists its product as uncharacterized. The record is from RefSeq and is a predicted model, not a curated record. Bases 198 to 1049 code for a protein of 283 amino acids. The transcript has a single exon. Lineage: Eukaryota; Fungi; Ascomycota; Sordariomycetes; Xylariales; Xylariaceae.